Protobothrops mucrosquamatus (brown spotted pit viper) is the source of this 395-nucleotide messenger RNA. Its product is annotated as three-finger toxin 3-like. Gene Ontology annotation, cellular component: extracellular region. Gene Ontology annotation, molecular function: toxin activity. NCBI's taxonomy places the organism in Eukaryota, Metazoa, Chordata, Lepidosauria, Squamata, Viperidae. The record is from RefSeq and is a predicted model, not a curated record.
ACACUUUGCAGGCUGAAGAGGAGAUUGCAAGAUGAAAACUCUGCUGUUGAUCCUGGGGGUUGUGGCAUUCGUGUACCUGGAGCCAGGAUACACCAGGAACUGUUGCAUAUGCCCCUCUUGGACUCUGUCUUGUAGAAGUUUUCAGAAGUGUCCAGCUGAUGAAGGAAUGUGCUUUAAAAUGUGGAAUUCUACUGUCAGGGUGAUGGAAAGGACGUACAUCAGGGGAUGUGCUGCAGCGUGCCCUGAUCCGGUUGGCGAUGAGAAAGUUUACUGUUGUGUAACAGACAACUGCAACAAAUAGUUCUAAAAGUGGCUAAUUUAUUUGAGUUUUGAUCUCAUCCAUCAUGGACCUUCCUUGAAGAUUUAUGCUUCUGCCUUUACAACAGGAUGGUCCA